Messenger RNA from Pediculus humanus corporis (human body louse), 1575 nucleotides. RefSeq names its product monocarboxylate transporter, putative. Gene Ontology annotation, biological process: monocarboxylic acid transport; transmembrane transport. The coding region runs from base 1 to 1575 and encodes 524 amino acids. The transcript is spliced from 8 exons. The record is from RefSeq and is a predicted model, not a curated record. Gene Ontology annotation, molecular function: monocarboxylic acid transmembrane transporter activity. NCBI's taxonomy places the organism in Eukaryota, Metazoa, Arthropoda, Insecta, Psocodea, Pediculidae.
AUGCAAAAAAAAAAUAGAAAAAGCCACGAAACGUAUGCCAUAAUACCACCCAACGGUGGUUGGGGUUGGGUUGUUGUUGCUAGUGCAUUUUACAUAAACGUCGUCAUUGAUGGCAUACAAUUGACAUUCGGAGUUUUUAUCGAUGAUAUAUCGGAAAAUUUACAUUUGGAUGUACCACAAGUGGCGUUCGCUAAUUCUCUCAUGUUCGGAAUGCAUUUGAUAAUGGGUCCUUUUUGUGCCGGUUUUAGCAGCGUUUUCGGUUUGAGACCCGUAUCGAUAUUCGGAGGUUUGAUAAGUUCUUUGGGAAUCGGAUUGACUUAUUUUGCAAAUGGUUCUUACUACAUGUAUUGUACCUACGGUCUUAUCGGCGGUGUGGGUCUCGGUUUGGUAUACAUGAAUUCAUUAUUAAUCACCGGGUUAUAUUUUACCACUCUUAUGCCGAUAGCCAUUGGCAUCGUGGUAUGCGGUACGGGAGUAGGUACGAUUGUAUUUGCUCUAAUGGAAUAUUAUUUGCUUAGCUUGACCGAUUGGAGAACUUCAUUUUUGGUUCAGGCAUUAUUGACGGCAACUAUGAGCAUUGCAGCAAUUUCAUUUAAACCAAUUAAACCGGUGAGGAUCGAUAUCAUCGAUCAUAAACCUUCAACGUCUAAAUCCUAUAUAAAAAACGAUAGUAAAGGAGGUAAUCAACCGUCAUUUCAUAAAAAAGAAGUUUCCGCACGAAUUUCCGUUUCGAGUUUAAGAUCACUCAAAAGCGCCGUUUGGCAAGGUUAUUUGGAACCUUCCGUCGUUUACGAUUUUAAAAAGAAAGGUUAUUGGGGUUGUAAUUGUUGUACUUCUUGCAAAAAAAAUCCACCGCAACCUAUAAAAAAUCCCGUACUCAUACUCGAGGAUGAAGAAUUUGAUUUGGAUGACAUCGAAGAAGAGGAUGAGGAACAAAAGAGACCAAGUGGAAUAUUAAGUCAAAAACGUGUGACAAUUGAUGAAAAUGUUGAUAUUUUUGUUGAAGAAAAACCUAAAAAAUGUGAUCCACUCCGAAGAACUAUGGUCGCUUCUUUUGAUUGCGGACUAUUAAAAUCUUUUUCAUUUUUUUUAUUUACAAUGAGCGGAGCUUUACAAAUGGGUUCAAUACUCGUUGUUCACACAUACGAAAAAGUACUUUUUGUCGUGAUAUUAGGAGCUUCAAAUACAUUUUGGAGACUUGUUUUAGGAGGUGUCGCAACAAUAAAUAAAGUAAAUCAUGAAUUAAUAGCAAUCGGAGGAAUAAUAAUUGGAGGGGUAGCAACAUUACUUUCUUGUUUUAGUGAAAAUAUUUAUUUUCAAUUUAUUUUUUGUAUUUUUUUCGGACUCGGAAUGGCAAGUUUCGCAGUUUUUCGUAUAGUUAUUUUAUUGGAAUUAGUAGAUGUGUCAAAAGUUGAAAAUGCAACCGGUUUGCUAAUGAAUGUAUAUGACAGUUAUACCGUUAUUUUUGUUAUAACGGGUUCUAUUAUGUGCAUAUCUGGUUUAAUGUUGAUUAAAAUUGGAAAACUUAGAAAAAAAGAAUUAAGAAGACGUGAUACUACCUUUAAUAUUCCUUAA